AGUCAUAUAUUCGAUCUUAUACCUCAUACCAUAUUCGCGGUUGGAUAAUACGAUAAUACGAUAGUACCUCAAUCGCCAAACAUGGCUUCAAAAGGGGCUGCGCGCCUUGUGUUGAAGCGCGAGAUUCGGUACUCGUCCCGAACUUGGCCAUCAUCAUCACGGAGUUCAAUUUCUGCUGUCAAUUCCGGACGUCGUGUAUCCGCGCUUACACCAAACAACAGACGACAAUACUGCAAUGUCGUCGAGCCUUUCAACGCCCGCUUACAGCCUGGACAGAACCGGGCCUUUUCGCGAUCAGCCCGGAGGCGGGAUGCGGAGGAAGCUAUUGACCCUAGUCAGGUCGAAAGGGAAUCAGACGAGGUUGACGUUUGUAUUGUCGGAGGAGGUCCGGCCGGUCUCGCAUCAGCUAUCCGUCUAAAGCAACUUGCCAAUGAAGCGGGGAAUGAAGAAUUCCGGGUCGUCCUUCUGGAAAAGGCAGGCGAAUUGGGCGCUCAUAUAGUUUCAGGGAACGUUUUACAACCGAACGCUUUGAACGAAUUACUUCCAGAUUGGCUAGAUGAAAACAAUCCUUCACGAUUCCAAAAUGUUACACCCGCGAAGAGCGAUAAGAUGCGAUUUUUGACCAAGACAAUGUCUAUCCCGAUCCCCGCACCGCCUCAGAUGCACAACCACGGAAACUAUAUUGUCAGUUUGAGUGAGUUGACGAAAUGGCUGGGGGAACGGGCCGAGGAGUUGGGGGUCGAAGUCUACCCGGGCUUCGCUGCGAGUGAAGUGUUGUACAAAUCUGACGGUUCUGUACGCGGCGUUGCCACCAAUGAUCUAGGCAUCGGCCGAGAUGGAAAACCAAAGGACAGUUUCGAGAGAGGGAUGGAGUUCACCGCGAGGGUGACAUUGCUGGCCGAAGGUUGCCACGGCAGCUUGACCAAGCAGGUUAUCAAGAAAUAUGAUCUUCGCCGGGAUAGUCAACCACAGACAUACGGUCUGGGUAUCAAAGAAGUCUGGGAGAUUCAGCCGGAGAAGUUUAAACCAGGCGAGAUUGUUCACUCGAUGGGGUAUCCAUUGCCGUCAGACACCUAUGGAGGAGCAUGGAUGUAUCACUUUGGCGAAAAUCUUGUCAGCAUCGGUCUGGUUGUCGGUCUUGAUUAUCCCAACCCUUGGCUCUCUCCCUACCAAGAAUUCCAGAAAUUGAAGCACCAUCCUCUAUUCAAGGAGGUUCUGGAAGGUGGUAAAUGUAUCUCGUACGGUGCGCGAGCCUUGAAUGAAGGCGGCUUCCAAUCGAUUCCCAAAGUUGCGUUCCCUGGAGGUGCCUUGAUCGGAGAUACUGCUGGUUUCUUGAAUGUUCCCAAGAUCAAGGGAACUCAUACGGCCAUUAAAUCUGGUAUGCUCGCCGCAGAAGCUGCCUACUCCGCUCUACAGGGGAGCGAUAAUGGCACUGUUUUCUUAUAUGACUACGAAAAGUCUUUGCGGGAAUCUUGGAUCUGGAAAGAGCUCAAGGAGGUUCGCAAUAUGCGACCUGCAUUUGGCACGGCCGGCUUGCUCGGUGGAAUCCUAUACUCAGGCCUCGAGGCUUUUAUUCUCCGCGGCAAGGCUCCAUGGACACUGAAACAUCACAGCACAGAUUCCGGGGCAACCAAGCUAGCAUCGCAGUGCAAUAAGAUUGAAUAUCCCAAGCCAGAUGGCGUGAUCAGUUUCGACAUUUUGACUAGCGUCAGUCGCACCGGCACCAAUCAUGAGGAGGAUCAACCUGUCCACCUUCAAGUCAAGGACUGGGAUGCACACACUGCAGCUGCAUGGCCCAAGUACCGCGGUAUCGAAAACCGAUUCUGCCCUGCUGGCGUCUAUGAAUACCUCGAAGAUCCUUCCAAAGAGCAGGGUGUUCGCUUCCAAAUUAAUGCUCAAAAUUGUAUCCAUUGCAAGACUUGCGAUAUCAAAGUCCCGACCCAGGAUAUCAACUGGCAGACUCCUCAAGGAGAGAUGUAUGCGAACCCCACGGGGUUGGCAAGCCGUACCAUGGAAUUGCUGACAUGCUCUCCAUCAGCCCUCAUUAGUAUCCUAAUUGUUUCAAUCUCAUCUUCCAAGGCUCAGAUGCAGUGUGAUACAAAAUGCAAAACAAGGCCAAGCGCCCAGCCUGAGCGGGGCCACGUGGAUCGCCGCAGAGGUCAAGCUCUCAGUCGCCCACCUUUCACCUCUUCUGUUAUCCUCAUCCUUUUGGAUCCUGGCUCCGAGGACUCUCCGCUCUUCUGGUGCUGUGGCUGUGGGCCACUAACAUCCACGUCGUCGCCAACAAAUUCACCGCCUCGACAUCUCUCUGUUUCGCUUCAUUCGUACUGGGUUUCCAACGGUCCCGAGAACUCUCCUAGAAGAGUUCGUCAAAAACGGUCCCCUUGCCGCCGUUGUCCACCGUCUCCGGUAUCCGGCCAGUUUCUCCAAGGUCUCAGCAAAUACUCUUCUACAUUCCAGUCAGCCAUGAGUGAGGUUUCGUCCACACGGCUCUAUCUUGGGAAUCUUCCCCGCAAUGUGACUAAAAAGGAUAUCGAAGAAUAUUUCGGCUCCCAUGGCACCGGCAAAAUCACAGAAAUCAAGUUGAUGAACGGGUUUGGUUUUAUCGAAUAUGAAGAUGCGAUGGAUGCGCGGGACGUUGUCCCAGCCUUCCACGGAAGCGAUUUCAAGGGAGAACGUCUAACUGUCCAGUUUGCGCGUGGGCCUCGUCACAAGGAGACUUUCAAUGGCCCUUCGGACCGCCCCGCUGCACCCAGGCCUCGUCGCACAGUCUUCCGCAUGCAAGUAUCAGGUCUUCCCACUGAGACGAGCUGGCAGGACCUCAAAGAUUUCGCUCGUCAGUCCGGACUGGAUGUAGUAUACUCAGAAACUACUCGUGAGCGUGAUGGUAGAGGUUUUGUCGAAUUUGAAUCUCAUGCCGAUCUCAAAACCGCUGUCGAGAAACUCGAUGGCCGAGAGUUGAAAGGCUCCCAAGUGACUUGUGUUGCUGAUGUCCAACCCGCAGAGGAGAGAGCCCCAUAUCGCGAUCCUUAUCGAUCUCGCUCUCCUCCACGUCGAGGCUAUCCUCCCAUGGAUGACUAUGAUAGACGAGGCCCUCCACGUGGUUACAGUCCUCGUCAACACUAUCGCGAACGCUCUCCACAAGCUUUGCGACGGGAUUAUUAUGAUCGAGAUGGUUAUGGAAGGCGGAGCCCUCCACGACCACGCAUGGAGGAUUACCCUCCACCACGACGUCCAUACGAUGAUCCCUAUGAUGCAAGGCCGCCACCACCUCCACCUCCUCGGCACUAUGAUGAUCCUUACUUUGGGGGAAGGUCGUAUGGACGUCCUCGCAGCCCGCCGCGGGGGGAUUAUCCGCCGUACGAUCGACGUCCAUACUGGUAGCAUGGGAUUUCUUUUCUCGGAGGUUGUGCAGGAUUAUCUCGACGGUGUAUUUGGUUCUCAAACUGCAAGAACGACUUGAACUGGGUCAAAGUGUAUGUAUGGUAGUGAUCUAUGGAGGAGGAAGAAUCGAGCCAUGCAAAUUCAUGAGUAAUGAAUAAGAUACCAUGUCCAGUUGAUCUUGAGGAGAAUGUGAUUUCUGACCCC
This is a messenger RNA of Talaromyces stipitatus ATCC 10500, 3588 nucleotides long. Its product is annotated as electron transfer flavoprotein-ubiquinone oxidoreductase. Gene Ontology annotation, molecular function: iron-sulfur cluster binding; RNA binding; electron-transferring-flavoprotein dehydrogenase activity. The record is from RefSeq and is a predicted model, not a curated record. Bases 82 to 3384 code for a protein of 1100 amino acids. Gene Ontology annotation, biological process: electron transport chain. Lineage: Eukaryota; Fungi; Ascomycota; Eurotiomycetes; Eurotiales; Trichocomaceae. The transcript has 13 exons. Gene Ontology annotation, cellular component: mitochondrial inner membrane.